CUGCUGUUUGGGGCAACUUCUUAUUACGACACCGAUGGAAGUGUAAAGCUAAGUGUUUAACCAUAAAAAACAGAUUAGUACAUCGUCCCUCAAAUUUACAGCACACACUGAAAGCUCUAGACCAGCAUACAUGCAUCUGUCACCACGGUAUUACGCUAAUAUCGUACAUGGCACAUAAUCCAAAUAGGAGUACUUCAUGCACUAAGGCAUGUUAUAAAGUCGGUUGCAGUAGAGGCUGACUAGCUCUAUCCUAUGUGAAUUCAGCUCUGCUAACUACAGUUCAGAUUUUUCAAGUGUUAUGUACACCAGAAUCACGAGUCGUAAUUAAUAAAUGCUGAAGGGGCCUAGUUGCAACAAUUGUGGUAGCUUGUUGCAAGGAACAACUGCCAUACGUGCAGUAAAAUCGAAAUUCGUAACAGCAGAAUACACGCGAGACUUUCUUCGGCGUUUGAGGUAGAUUUCCUUUUACAAGUUCUAAAAUUCUAUGUAAUUGCGAGAUUUCAAUUUCAGGCUGAGACAUGAUGUAAAAAUUUAAGAAAGAAAAUCUUUCCCCACAGGUGCUUUACAAAAUAAGUCUCACGAUGAAAGAUGAAUAAUGCGAACUGAGAUCAGUGAGACACUUCUUUACACGAAAAUUUAACUAAGACCUUCGUUGUAUUUCUCGGGGCUCCUGCUUUAAGGGUGUCAGAGCUAAGUGUGGUGGUUGUGCUCGCUGCGCUUGUGUACGCUUUGCUGCCGCCAGCGCAUUUAUUAUUCGAGAGCGGAAUCGACCACAGUGAGCCAUAAAUGCACUUUGGACAGGUAGCGCUAUCGACUGCUACUCCGGACGAGCGAGAAUUCAGUAAUCGAAUUCUGACUGCCGGUCAAAGUCACGCUAGUUUCAGAGAGUAGGGGAAAAAAAAAUUUAUAGCCAUGCAUCGACGACAAUAUAGUGCGCGUUUCACGAAAUUUUAAUUAGUUCAUAACUUAGCAUUUCAGUUCCAGACAUUUGGCAGACAGUCGUAUAGAAAAACGUCCUUAGACACGAAUAAAACUGAAACUGUUGAAAUUCAUGAAUAAAAAUAAAUCUGUUCUCUACAGUUUUUUUCUGGGCAUUGAAGGUAUACCAGAUCUGCAUCUAUAGUAUACAUUCGCGGGAAUUCGCUUUCAAUUUCGAUCCGAGAAUCUAAUACUGUCGUUGUAAAAUGCUAAUGUUUGGAAAGUGAUGAAGAGGAGAAUAGUCGCGCUAUUAGCAAAAAAUAUCUACGCAACAACACGCAGCGUCGUUUCAAAUCUCAAGAUAAUUUGGACUAGACGACUUACCGCAGUCUUGAAGAAAGUGGUUUGUGGUAAUGCCCGUGUAAAGACUGAAUGAAGAUAAACUCCAACUGAAACCUCCAAUGACGUGUUCAGUGAGUAUGUAGUUGUUUUAAUGAAGUCAUCAUUAUUCGAGAGUCACUAUUUGGAGAUUAACAGUGCCUGAAGGACACAAUAUCUGUUGAGGAAAACUGUUAUUGAAUAACUUUGUGUUACAUAUACACUUAACACUUGUUAGUGAACUUAACAUUUGUUAGUGAACUCUAAAGCAAAUUAGUUUCCAGCACUAUUAAGUAGUCUAUUUUUCUUUAAACUUUUUUCUUUAUCACGGGAAAUGGAAGAAAGAAAUGUGAUUGAUUUUGGAAUACUCAAGACAAACGUCCGAUAGGUAUGGGAAACAUUUAACUCUAGUGAAGUAAGUGUAGUGUACCGUUGACUAACUUUUAAGAAGUUUAGAUCUGUUUCCUGAUAAAUCAAAGUCGUGUUGCAAAGAUUCUUCUCUUAUAUUGUAAAUAUUGGUACUGUAUAAGUAGUUGUUAACGUAUUACAUUCUGAGAAGGGGUGAAGUCUCACGGUUCAAGUCUAAAUCGUAAACUAUAAUCUGUAUUACCAGUAGAUUAUUUCAGAGAUUCAGUGAACUUUUGACAUCCCUAUAAUUUCGCGCGGAUGAUUUACCCUGUACAUAUAAUGUGGGUGACUAAAGACAUUUGGUCAGUAAUAGAGGCUAGGAGACAGUGAAGACUUGUGUACUUCAAGCAGAAGCCCGUUUUCUCGGAUACUUAGAAGGCGAUAGAAGGAAGUGGUGUCUUCCUAUGAGCAAGGCCGGUACUCUGCAAUGCCCGUCAUCUCGAGACCGAGAGGUGUGACGUCAUCAGGGUCAGGCGGACGAGGAACAUCGUCCACGUCGGCGACAACGACCGCCACGUCGACUACCGUAAUCGUCAACGACUUGAACGACGACAUCUCUGUGACGUCAGCGAGCUUCACCCUUCUGCGCGACAAUGAGCCGCUGCCUCCGGAACACCAGGAGCUGAACGUGAAGGCGCUGCAGCGCAAGCUGAUGGAACUGAAGGCCGAGAAGGAAGGCGUCCCACUCUUCACCAAGACCAGAAAGUACAACAACAACAACAAUAACAAUAACCGGAUCACGCGGUCACAGAACAACAUCUCGGACCCCAAGAAGAGGAGCAACGUCGCAGGGGAGAAGGUGCUGAGCAAGUCGGUGAACAACCUGAGCGCCAGCCUGGUGAGCAACAACGCCGGCCACAAGGGCUAUCACCGCAACUGCUACACGAGCGCGGGCCCGGCCGACUACUCCUACUUCCACCUGUACGGCAGCAUGGCGGCGGCGGCCGUCGCCAAGCACAACAACUACCGCAACAACCUGCAGAACGGCGCCGCCGGGGCGCAGACCGAGUCGCCCAAGCUGGCGCGCAAGAAGCGCUCCUCUCCAGGGGAGGAGGGCACGCCUCCCCAGCAGCCGGGCGGUCGCGGCCGCGCGGCGCCGCCCGGCCAGGGCAGGGAGCGGCCCAUGUUCGUGACGACGGUCAAGUCGGGCUGCUUCCUGGAGCCGCCGCCGGAGCUGGCCGCGCUGCUCGGCCUCCCCAGGGCUGGAGGCCUGGACCAGCGCCAGGUGCUGCUCUACUCCUUCUCCAGCCAGCCGCGCGUGCUGCCCAGCAACGCCGGCCGCCAGCAGGUGCACAAGGCACGCUGCCCGGCGGCCGCCUUGGCCGCACAAAAGCAGCAGCAGCAGCAGCUGCAGCAGAAAAACGGCGAUGCCAAGAAGCAAGAUGCCGGCCCUCCGUACGCCAACAUCAUGUACGACCGCCGCGUCGUACGUGGAAGCACAUUUGCUCAGCAUCCUAUCCCGCAGCCCAAGUGGAAUCCCUACUUUGGAUAUGCCAAGUUGCUGUCUAAGACGGAUGGGGAGUCGCAGGCGGCUCGCCAGGCCGAGGUGCGGCGCCGGGCGCUGGCCAGGAAGCGCGCGCACGCGCAGCAGGGCCGGCUGGGGCUGCGCAUCGGGUCUCCGCCGCCGGUGGCGGGCCGCAAGCACGAGACCGUCCAGACGUCCGCCUACCUCGAGGAGAUCCUCGACCGGCCGCUGGAAGAAGACGCCUGCUGCCAGACAGACCUGUUCCUCGACCGGCCGCCGACGCCACCCUACGUACCGGCCAAGACCGGCCUCGACCAGGAGACGCAGAUAUACCCAGGAGACCUCUUUGACUUCGACUUGGAGGUGGAGCCAAUCCUGGAGGUGCUCGUGGGCAAGACGAUCGAGCAGGCCAUGAUCGAGGUUCUGUCCGAGGAGGAAAUGGCCGCCAUGCGCGCGCAGCAGCGCCGCCUCGAAGAACGCAGGGCCGGCGAGGAGGCAGAGAUCAAACGACUGGAGGAGCGCGAGCGGCGCAUGCGCGAGGAGAAGGACCGGCGCGUCUCGCAGCUGGAGCGCGAGCUGCGCGAGCAGCAGGAGGCGGAGGAGCGGCUGGCGGCGGCCGUGCUCACCCGGGGCUACCUGGAGGACGCGCUGCCCGCCGUGCUGCGCGGGCUCAACGAGGCGGGGUACUUCAUCGACGCCAUCCGCGAGGACGUGCUGCAGAACUUCAUGCCGUGGCUGAUGAACGAGGUGCGGCAGGAGAUGGACCAGAUGGUGGCCUCGCGCCAGGUGCUGACGGACCUGGUGCGCGACAUCGUGCGCUCGCGGCGCGACAUCUACAUGGCGCUGGUGGAGAGCGACCGCCACCAGCGCUGGCUCGAGGGCCACGAGCACGAGCAGGAGUUCCAGCGGCAGCACGCCGACAGGCUCAAGAAGGAGCAGGAGCUGGCCGAGGUGGAGGCGGCCAAGGCAGAGGAGGCAGCAGACGAAGAAGAGUCCGGAGCGUCGUCUUAGUUCUCAGCAUCUCCACCGCGGCCCUUGGCGCUACUGCCUCUGGAGCGCCACAGCGCUGCCAACGGACGACAGGUGAACCAUUUCGACACACCGCUCCGCCAAAUUACCAGAAGAAAAUGCCAACGUUCGGAGAGUGCAAGCAGAGAUGUACAACACAAAUUUUUGCCCUGUUAAUGUCAUUUCAGAUAAUUUAUUCAAUACAAUCGUUUCAUCGAUUCAUGUCCUCUGUCGUUAAAAUAAAGAUCAGCUGAAAUAAUGUUAGCAGUUUUAAAACUUUUAAAAUAAGACCAUUUGCAAUAGAAUUUAUAAAUACCUAGUACAGACAAUCGUUCUUAGUAGCAAACAAUAUGGAUUUCAAAUAAGACUAUCAUCUGAGCAGGAUAUAUUUACUAGACUGAAUAAAUCAGAUAUUAUAACUAUUUUGAUUAUUUUGUGACUUGGCUAAGGCUUCUGUUUGUGUAAAACCAUGAUAUCUUCAUGAUGGUGAAGUCAAAAUGUUAUGUAGUGCAAGACACAGCAGUUUGAUUAUUUCUAUCUCACUUCUAUGACAAAAAGCCUUGUGUAACAUUUUCACAGAUAUUACGUUAGCAAUAGGCACUCAGCAUUUGAAUCAAUCAGUGAGGUCCACCAUGGAGUUCUGUUCUAUGUUCUUUCUGUUACUUAUAAUCUUAAAUGAUCUUACCAGAAGGUGUAACCUCUUCACAGUCGAUGCAAGUAUGAAAAUUAAAAAUAAGUUGAGCCUUAUUAUUUAAAAAAGAACAACAAUUGUAAUAUUUGAAGGCAUCAACAGAUGUUACAGAACUCCUUAACCUGUGACAAAAGUUUAUUCAAAGUACGAAGUGUACUGAUCAGUGUUGAUUUUUAUUGCAUCUGGAAUGUGCACAUCCUCAAUGUAAUGAAGUGCCGUAGUUAACCUAUUACUUAAAAUUGAAGAACUUAGUUUGUCAUACUUAUUCCCAUUCUAUAAUGAAUUAAAGAAUAAUUUUUUGUGAAUUCGAUUAAUGGGGAUAAUAACAUUUCAGAAUACAGAAGUGUAUAACGAA
Messenger RNA from Schistocerca americana (American grasshopper), 5223 nucleotides. RefSeq names its product radial spoke head protein 3 homolog (gene Rsph3). The coding region runs from base 2132 to 4180 and encodes 682 amino acids. Gene Ontology annotation, cellular component: cilium. Lineage: Eukaryota; Metazoa; Arthropoda; Insecta; Orthoptera; Acrididae. The transcript is spliced from 9 exons. The record is from RefSeq and is a predicted model, not a curated record.